AUGUUGCGAGGUUUGGAUAGAACUUUGGCGCUCAAUAGAGAUAAGCCAAAGCAAGAAUGUUGCAAGACUUUAUACGGGACUUCGACGCUCGAUGUUGCGAGGCUUGCAUGGGGCUUUAACUAUAGAGAUGCAGCUGAAGCAGUGACGCUCAAUCUGGCUCGGGAUGACGCUCGAAGUGAAUUUCGAAAUACCUGGAAAACGAGUGCCUCUGUUGAUCUGGGUUUAUUAAAAUAUAAAGAACAGUUUUCUUCCCCUAAUAUUUAUGCUUUUCUGUUACAGGUAGCUUCGAUUGAUUUUCCUCUGGUAGAAUCAACCCUGGAUGCCGUAAGAGAAUCUGAGGCUCUCAUAUCACCCAAAGUUGCAGGACGGUGUAGUCCUGUUUCUGUUCUUGAGCUUCCAUCAGAAGAUGGGAAAUCAACUCCACAAAUCUUGGAAAGAAUCGGUGCAGAUCUUCAAAGACAACUUAACUUUCUUGAGUUUGAAACUGUUGAUUCGGGUGACGAGCAAUCGAAAUCUCUUAUUUUUAAUGAUAAGGCUAGCAGGAAAAUUUUGAAGUCAUUAAAAAAGGGAGAUGAAAGGGAUUUCUUGUACUUGCUAGACAUACUUACUGUCUCAGGAAUAUAUGCUGCCACCCAAAAUAAGUUUUUUGAUUCAUGCUACUCACCGGAUAAUCCGGUAUUCCCAGAUGUAUUUGACAAACUUGAGAAUGAGUACAAUAUGGCUAAUUUUUGGACAAGAUCAGAGAGAAAACUGCUGUUUGAUCAUAUAAACUCUAUUCUGGCUGAGGUCCUUUCACCAUGCAUGGAUUUAUGUCCAUGGGUUAAGUUGAAGAGGAGCACUUCUGUUGGUCAUGGGAGAUUGGUUGAUGAGUCGUGGUGGCGUCUAGUUGAGCAACGGAAGGAGCUCAGUCGAGGAAAACCACUGGAGAAGGUACUUGAUACUAGGUGGUUAUAUUUAGAUGAUCAUGUUGACAUGGUUGGAAGAGAGGUUGAGAGAAUGCUUAUGGAUGAUCUAUUGAAUGAACUUGUUUCUGAGUGUCUUGGGAUAGCCUAACCCUAUCAACAACUGCUUGGAAUCAUGACUUAAAAAUGGAAUUACUUGUUCGAAGAUUGACUUCGGUUAUAUCUACUCACUGAAGUGUGUUGUGAAAUGCUUGCUAAUGCUGACAAACCAUCUAUCAGCUAAGGUUUACAACCUUAACAUUCUCUCUGGACAUGAGCUUGAUGUUUCAGUAAAAUGAGGGGCAGUAAGUAGUCCAAUCAAAUUGCAAGGAGUUCGUAACCCUGAUGAUCUGUGAAAGCGAGACUAACAAACCUACUUCAAUGCAUUUUGUUGCUUGAUUUCAGUGAUUUACCAUGAAGUCGACAGAGGAUAACCCUAGCUGUGUUUUGAGUUCUUAAUGACGAAGACGAACUUGCGCUUUCGCCGAAGACGGUUCGAAGAUCUUGUUGUGUAAAGUUGGCAACUGGUUUAUAAAGCUACCCGAUGGUCUGUAGUAUUCAUUUCAUGAGCAGUCCAUUUAACUGGUUUGUAAAGCUACCCAUUGCAGUAGUGAUUGGUUACAAUAAAUGGCUCAUCCUUUUUGUCCUUCGUUUGCAUGGAGAGAAUCUAUUUUAAUUUUCUUAGUUCAAACAUCCAACAUGUAAUAAUCUGUUUAUUUCAAUCUUAAUAAAUGUUUUGGAUGUAUUGCUUGGCACUAA
This is a messenger RNA of Phalaenopsis equestris, 1700 nucleotides long. RefSeq lists its product as uncharacterized. Bases 1 to 1053 code for a protein of 350 amino acids. The record is from RefSeq and is a predicted model, not a curated record. The transcript has 4 exons. NCBI's taxonomy places the organism in Eukaryota, Viridiplantae, Streptophyta, Magnoliopsida, Asparagales, Orchidaceae.